Chiloscyllium plagiosum (whitespotted bambooshark) is the source of this 1631-nucleotide messenger RNA. The record is from RefSeq and is a predicted model, not a curated record. NCBI's taxonomy places the organism in Eukaryota, Metazoa, Chordata, Chondrichthyes, Orectolobiformes, Hemiscylliidae.
GGCCCUGUAUGGGAGCCGGGGAUUUUUUUUUGGACAAUCUUUCCUGAAUAGAAUCUCUUAUUGUAGCAGACUGACCCAUCCAUUCUCAGUUAUUACAAAGAACUAAAGGAUGUCUUCCUCCAUCUGUUGCUGGGAGGCUGCAGCUCGUGCCCUCUUCCAGGACUGCUGAGUGGAUCCUCCUGCUAAGGACCUGUGACAUUUGUUUGAGCACAUCAAGGAGAUAUCAGGACAUGCAAGCAUUUUAUUCCUGGUGCUGAUAAUUUAAAAAUAUUUGAUUAAAAUAUUCGCAGACUCCAAGCAACAGGGUCUUCAUAAAGCUGAAACCAGGACUGGCAACUCCUGAUGCAGUAACCAGCACAUUAUUUUCAUCGCAGAACUGGCUGAAGUUUAUACACUGUGACCAUUCUUCUCCUUAUCACAGGACUGGGCCAAACUUUCUCACAAUGAAAAAGAGCAGCAGUGUCCUAGCUGUGAAUGCAGAAGAUAAAAAUAAGGAGACUUUGGAUGUUGGGCGGUGCAGUCGAUCGUACACCUCCAGCAGCACGCUGGGAGUGGAUCCACGUCGAGGUCGCCGCACCUUCUCUGGCACCUUGCAGGUACCACAGUGGAGAACAAGGUCCAGAUCACCAGAGAUAGACAGAUUCCAGAGGCCAACCACUCUGCCUCUACUCAUCCCUCCACGCAUAGCUAUUACACAGGCAGACCAGGAGGAGGCCAGUUUUGACGUUGAGAAUGGACCAUCUCCAGGUCGGAGUCCACUGGACUCGCAGGCGAGUCCGGGACUGGUGCUACAUCCAACAUUCCCUCAGAGCCAGCGUCGGGAGUCAUUUCUUUAUCGGUCUGACAGCGAUUACGAUAUGUCACCCAAAACAAUGUCCCGAAAUUCCUCCGUGACAAGUGAAGUACAUACUGAGGACCUCAUUGUCACUCCUUUUGCUCAGAUCCUGGCGAGUUUGCGCAGUGUGAGGAACAACUUCACUGUUCUGGCCAACACCCAAGGACCCCCAAAUAAGAGGUCACCAGCAGGACCACAGCCUGCACUGUGCACCCUGUCAGAUGAAACUUACCAGCAACUGGCAAAGGAAACCCUGGAGGAGCUGGAUUGGUGUUUAGACCAACUAGAGACAAUCCAGACCUACCGCUCCGUCAGUGAGAUGGCCUCUAACAAGGUAAGCAAGUGGGAGCAGGAUGUGAUUCAUGACAUUAUGGGAACAGUUUGUGAGAUGCUGCUUAUUGCAGUUGUACUGAUACAGCAGGAAACACAAGCAGACCCAUCCCAAGACCUAUUCUGCUUCAGAUUCCACAAGAAUUCGGCAGUGAAUUGUACCUGGAAUCCAAGUGAUGUUACCCCAACAAACUACACCUUCUAUUUUCAGGAGAAGGGCAGGUGGAGGCCCCAAGACCUGGGCCAUGCAUCCCUCAAACAAGAACCCAUGGGUCACCUGAAAGGUGGCCCUCUCACUUUCAAUCCUGACAGCAGCAGCUUCUCUCCCGUCCUUCCUUUUCCAAUUCACACUGUUGCACAGACCCAUGCAGAGUCCCCCACUGGAUUCACUGGAGCCAGCGGGAAUCUCUGUGCUGCUACUGGUGAGGAAGAUGUCACUGUAGAGAUGGACCAAAAUAUCACCUAA